AUGGAAGUGCUUGAAGGCCUGCGAGUCAACCGGGAUAUCCAUGCUGAGAUUGCGACCGUUGAACUAGAGGACAGGGAGCACCAAGGGGGCUGGGUGAGAGUGAGGGUGGAGCAGAGCUGGUUCGUUGUGGAGCGGGCCUUGCUGGCCAGGUACAGUGACUACUUCCGUGCUCUCUUUCAGUCUGGGAUGACAGAAAGUCGUCAGGAUGAAGUCCACCUGAAGGGAGGAGUGCAUGCAAGGGGUUUUCUCACUGCCCUUUCUGUCUGCAGGGGAGAGAUUCUCACCAUCAGUGACCCGGAUGAGCUUAUAGAAGCUGUAGAGUGUGCUGCUUUCCUGCAGGUUGCAUGUUUGGUGCAACAUCUUUGUGAUAUUAUUGAUUCAGACAACUGCCUCUUGCUUUACUAUGCAGCCUCCAUCUUUGGGGUACAUAAGCUGUUUCAAAAUGCAGCUCUUUUCCUUUGUGAUGCUUUUGCUGAUUUGAAGGAGGCAGCAGAGAGUACAAUUCCUGAAGAACUUCUUCAGUAUUCUCAGUCAUUGUCUCCCUCUACUUAUAUUGCUAUAGGCACCCACUCUCCUUCCAUGGAACAGCUACGUGACUCCUUUAGGGUUGUGUGCUACCUUGAUGAAAAAGAGGGAGAGUGGAAGCAUUUAACUAACCUCCCAACUCUCUGUAGCACCUCCAUGGCUGGUGUGGCUGUGCUUGACAAUCGAUUGUACAUUGUAGGGGGAGUUUACGGUUAUGGUAAGGGCACAGUGGACAGCAGCUUUUGCUAUAACCCUGACUCGGGGGUCUGGACUGCUCUUCCUGGACCCCAACAACCAAGAUAUGACUUCACCCUGCUCGGGCAUGAGGGCCGACUCUAUGCCAUCGGCGGCGAGUUCCAGAAACGGAUCAUUUCUACAGCGGAGAGUUAUGACACUGAGAAGGGAGAGUGGACAUUUAUACAACAUGCACCAAGACCUGUAGCAUCUGCAGCUAGUGCUAUUGCAAGACGGAGGAUGUUUGUUUGCUUCUGGAAACCACCAGAUACCACAGAUAUCUAUGAGUAUGUGCCAGUAAAAGAUGAAUGGAAACUUGCCACCACAAUGAUCAGACCUCAAAGCUACGGCCAUUGUAUGGUAGCCCACAGGGACAAUUUAUAUGUGAUGCGCAAUGGGCCUUGCGAUGACUUCCUGCGCUGCCUAGUGGACUGCUACAAUAUCACGACCGGCCAGUGGACAGCCAUGCCCGGACACUACAUAAACAGCAAGGGGGCAUUGUUCACUGCAAAGAUAAGGGGGGACUCGGUGUUCACAGUCAAACACAUGCUAACUCUCGAAUACACCAUCACUGGAGAUGGAUGGAAGCCCUGCAGGCAGAUGAAGGGAUUUCCAAAGAGUGGUUCACUGUGGACGUGUUUACUCAGGCUUCCCAAGACGGGACCAGUUAUACCACAGCUGGAUGCAGAAAGGAAGGAAGAAGAAAUGUCUUUGCCAGACACAUCUGAGGGAUUUGUGGAAGCUAUACCACAGCCGUGAAAUUACAGCUCAACUGAAAAACAAUGUGAUGUUUUUUAGGGUUUCUAAACACUGAAAAAAAAAC
Xiphias gladius (swordfish) is the source of this 1582-nucleotide messenger RNA. Its product is annotated as kelch repeat and BTB domain-containing protein 13. The transcript has a single exon. Gene Ontology annotation, molecular function: protein binding. NCBI's taxonomy places the organism in Eukaryota, Metazoa, Chordata, Actinopteri, Istiophoriformes, Xiphiidae. The record is from RefSeq and is a predicted model, not a curated record. Bases 1 to 1518 code for a protein of 505 amino acids.